Messenger RNA from Dichotomopilus funicola, 1857 nucleotides. RefSeq lists its product as uncharacterized. The record is from RefSeq and is a predicted model, not a curated record. Bases 1 to 1857 code for a protein of 618 amino acids. NCBI's taxonomy places the organism in Eukaryota, Fungi, Ascomycota, Sordariomycetes, Sordariales, Chaetomiaceae. The transcript is spliced from 3 exons.
AUGUCGUUCCAAUUUGCAGUCGUCCCAAAACGACACAUUGAUGUGCUUCUGGCCUACAACGAUGAGGAGUUCGGGAAUUUUAUGAAGGUCUGUCGCCAACCAGGUGGUAGGUUUGACAUCGAGUUAGAAGGCUGGGACACGCUUGACGGGGAUUCGCGCGAGCGACUUUUGGAGCGGUUAAAACCGUUUAGACUCGGGAGAGAUUCUAGCACAGAGCGGGAGCGGGCAUCGUGGCCGGUCGAUUUUGACGCCGUCACCACACGGCUUCUCGACAUAUCCAACAACAACCAAGAGGCGCUCGUGCCGGCAGCUCUCGAAGACCUGCAUUCCAGGAUAGUUUCCAGCCCCGAUACAGGCAACUUCGCUACUCCGUUAGAGGACGAGAUUGGAACAAUAAGGAGGUCGGAGGCCGAAGCUUACAACGCGUUGCUCAACGAGGGCGGACGACCUCUUUACCCUUUGGAUCUCCUGGAGGAUGUCCUGCACAACACUGAGACCCACCGCGAAACCUUGUUGUCAUGGCAAAAGAACCCAGAACCCGAGACCAUCGACACCGAGGUGUUCCACAAGCAAUUAUGGAGAUGGAGGGCCUUCUGGCACUGGCAAAAGGAAAACAGAGGGAUCGAUGGCCUGGAAGAUGAGCUUUCCUUGUUCACUGCGGAGGGCAAUCGGAGGGAGGCUCGGAAGCCCGAGCGAGUGACUGAGGAGGAACAGUUUGCGGCGUUUGUGAACGGGAUACAUCAAGAAAAUCUGGAGCAUGGACGACGGUGGCCGGGAAUGACCGAUGACGAACGCCGAGAAUCCUACCGCUCUUCUGUCGACAGUACACGAAGUGAGCGACAAUAUCGGUUUCGCCGACUCCGAAAUGGCCGUAGCUGUCGGGAGUUUGCGGAGUAUGUUUCCGCGGUUCAGCGCUGUCUUGCGAAACAUCAUUUUACACGGCCUUUUCAACUCAACAACGAUGUCGAAAAGCGGGAUCCGUUGACAACGUGUAUUGAGUAUCUCGCCUGCGAGUGCUUGUGGUACGACCUCUACGAGUCCCUUCUCCAACGAUCGCAGAGCAUAUACGAUAAAGAGUGGGCAGAACUUGCCAACUCAGGGAUCUUGCGCCGGCGAGAGACAAGUGAAUUUCUGCACAGUGGACUAUUCAUGGUCCGACAUCAAACGAAGGGUGAUAACGCCCGAAAAGCGGUGAAAUCCGCCCAAGAGGCGGGAUUGGCAGCUGUGUUCGAACUAAACAUAACAGUAACUGCGCAUUCAAAAGCUACUAAAGAGGAGCACAGGCCGCGAUUAGCGAACGCCUACUACGGACUGAUGACUGCAGACGCCAGGCUGGAAGAGUUCAAGAAGAGAGAUGACCGUAUAUCCAGGUUUAUCGCGGCAACAAAGACGUAUCCCCGUAAGCAACAGGAUUUUGGUGGUCAAAAGCUACUCUCGGAAUGGGUUCUCGGCCAAAUCCCGCUCGUUGAGGCGGAGAUGGCCGCGUUGGGACAGUACCAAGUCCAGACAAAUGCCGAGAGUUCAGAUUUGGGGCCGAGGAGAAGCCUCAGGAGAUCACAGCAAGAUAUGCAUCUAAUGGAUGACAACAGCUCUCCGAAGCGGAAAAGAGAGUCCUCUAACCCGCCCACAGCCCUGGCCACGGCCUCCACGUCAGCUAGGAAGAGUCUAAACCGUGGCACGAUCAACGACUUAGACGAUGUACCGCCUGCGAAGCGGCUUCGGACCGGCCGCCAACAGUCUGUUCCCAGCAGUUCGCCCAUUUUGACGAAUUCGACCCUCAGGAAUGGAUAUGUGCAUUCACCAGAGACAUCGCACCCCAGAGGCUUUGCGGGGAAUGGCGACAUGGUGGAAGACUGA